CACCAGGAAAACACUCUCGAUCUUUCGCUGCCGCAAAUGCCGCACUGUGAGCUCUCUUUAACGGUGCAGCCAGGCACAACAUUCACCGGCGUCUCUGGGCCUCUGGCCUUGCCGCUGCAGCUACCUGCAGCCAAGCCAAGACGGAACCGUUUUGGCCACCAGAUGUGCGACAGAUAAAAACCAGGCACUUGCCGCAGCUCAGACCAGUUACGACGCGACAGCCACAGCAACAGCAACAACAACAGCAACAACAACUCGCACGCGAUCUUUAACAAGUAAUAAUAAUAAACAAAAUGCUAGCCAACUGGAUGCUUGGGCUCGCGCUGUCAUUGCUGGCAAUCCUGGGCUGUGGUCGGGCAGCCAGCGUAGCUGUGCAGCUGCAGAGCCCCGCAACGAAUGAGCUGAACGACACCCAGACGGAGCUGCGACCGCUGUCGUGGCUGCGGAGCGCCCAGGAUAUGUUCGCCAGCCCGGCGGGGCAUGUGGUCGUCCAGGUGGCCAAGGAGCUGCUGCAUCGCUCCGCGGGCAAUAGUCAAGUGCUCAGCUUGAACCUCACCAAUCUGCUGAUCAUAGUGCUGCUCAAGGUGCUCAUCUUCUCGGCCGGCCUGCUGGGAGCGGGCCAUUGGAGCGGCGUGGGCUAUGGCCAUGGCUAUGCGCGCUCCGCGUCGCGCAUCGACGGCACCUAUGGCCUGGGCCUCAGCUCCGGCGAUGAUUAUCUCAUAAUGGGCUUUCUGGCCGCCCAGGGCGCCGGCCAAGACGACUGUCUGUAUGCCGCGGCCUGCGCCUGCCCCAACGCGGCCUACGAGUACGCCAAGGCGGGCCGCGCGCUGCUGGGCGCCAUCGAUGUGUUCCAGGGCGCACCGCUGGAGAAGCCGCGCUACAACGACCUCAUCGUGCUAAUGGAGCGCGCCGCCUACGACGGCUAUCGAGGAGCCAACUGCAACACCACUCAGUCCUGCGAUGGCCUCUUAUAGCCCGCCUGCCCCGCCUCCAGCGCCUAAUAUACUAAUACUCCCGGUUCAAUUAUUGUAGUACAAAUGAAAUAUUUAUUUAAAUAGUGCUAUUGUAGUAUUGCUUUUGGCUGCGGCUUUAUGGUGGUGUGUGUGUGUGUGCUAGUGUGUACGUGUGUGUGUUAUGUACAGUCUCAACGGUUCAGCAUGGAAAUACACGUGUGAUUUAACUAAGUGCUACAAUUUAA
This is a messenger RNA of Drosophila mojavensis, 1198 nucleotides long. RefSeq lists its product as uncharacterized. The record is from RefSeq and is a predicted model, not a curated record. The transcript has 3 exons. Bases 294 to 974 code for a protein of 226 amino acids. Lineage: Eukaryota; Metazoa; Arthropoda; Insecta; Diptera; Drosophilidae.